Penaeus chinensis is the source of this 813-nucleotide messenger RNA. Its product is annotated as signaling mucin HKR1-like. The coding region runs from base 1 to 813 and encodes 270 amino acids. The transcript has 4 exons. The record is from RefSeq and is a predicted model, not a curated record. NCBI's taxonomy places the organism in Eukaryota, Metazoa, Arthropoda, Malacostraca, Decapoda, Penaeidae.
AUGGUUUACACUAAGCCACCAUUACACUAUAAGUCACUAUACCUUUUCAUGCUAAGAAUCAUUCACUAUACUAAGUCACCAUUUCACCAUACCAAGAAACCCUCUCACUGUGCCAAGUCACCAUCUCAUUAUACUAUAGAAUCAUGUCACUAUUCUAGGUCACCAUCUCAUUAUGCUAAGGAAUCAUAUCACUAUUCUAGGUCACCAUCUCAUUAUACUAAGGAAUCGUAUCACUAUUCUAAGUCACCAUCUCAUUAUACUAAGGAACCAUAUCACUAUUCUAGGUCACCAUCUCAUUAUACUGAGGAAUCAUAUCACUAUUUUAGGUCACCAUCUUACUAUACUAAGGAACCAUAUCACUAUUCUAGGUCACCAUCUCAUUAUACUGAGGAAUCAUAUCACUAUUUUAGGUCACCAUCUUACUAUACUAAGGAACCAUAUCACUAUUCUAAGUCACCACCUCAUUAUACUGAAGUCACCACUUCACCAUUUCACCAUACCAAGAUACCAUCUCACUGCACCAAUCAUCAUAUAUUCACUAUAAGUACUGAUCACUCUCUCGUUUUCCUCACCAUCACCUUCCAGUCUCAUAUCACCAUACCUUCACUAACCCCUCAGAACACCAUAGCUUCACCAUCCCGCCACCUCACCAUACCCUUAUUCCAUAUCAGUCCCCGCUAUUGUUACACCAUACCCUCACCAUGCCACUCAGAUCACUAUACCCUCACCAUCCUCCUUAGCUCACCAUACACUGACCAUCCUCCACCACCUCACCAUUUCCUCACCAUACUCCUCAGAGCACCAUGCCCUUAA